Anopheles maculipalpis is the source of this 815-nucleotide messenger RNA. RefSeq lists its product as uncharacterized. The record is from RefSeq and is a predicted model, not a curated record. The coding region runs from base 19 to 768 and encodes 249 amino acids. Lineage: Eukaryota; Metazoa; Arthropoda; Insecta; Diptera; Culicidae. Gene Ontology annotation, biological process: neuropeptide signaling pathway; regulation of hormone secretion. Gene Ontology annotation, cellular component: secretory granule. The transcript has 3 exons. Gene Ontology annotation, molecular function: enzyme regulator activity.
CGAAGCACGGCACCAACCAUGUACUUCUUUUUUGUUUUAGCCUCGCUGAUGGUGGCCACUAACCCAGCGUUAGCCUACCUAUCAGCGGGCAUGAAGGAUCAGUUUCUUUCGGACAUGUUGCUCCGUGAGCUCGUCGAUAGGAUGGGCAAGGAUUUAGCAGAAGCAGCCGACUCGUAUAUCGAUCCGGCCGCCAUGGACGAACUUCCCGCCAGCCGUCUGGCACUGAUGGCGCGCGUAACGAAGGAUCUCGAAUCCGAGCAGCUCGAUUACGACGCCCUGCUGGACGGUUCCAAUCCGAAUCCUUCGCCGCGCGACCAGGAAUACUUGCAGCACAGUUCCCUCUGGGGCCAUCAGUACGUGUCGGGUGGCGCAGGGGAAGGACCUAACCGUCCGAAGCCGCAGGUGAAAACUGACGCUAGCCUGCCGGCCUACUGUAAUCCGCCGAAUCCGUGCCCGGUCGGAUACACCGAAGAUCAGGGCUGCACGAUGGAUUUCGAGAAUACGGCCGCAUUUAGCCGAGAAUAUCAAGCCGCCCAGGACUGCAUGUGUGAUGCGGAGCACAUGUUCAACUGUCCGGCAACGACGCAAAGCGAAGGCAACCCGCAGAUGGAUUCCGAUCUGGAAAACUUUAUCGCCCGCCAGUUCCACACGCAGGAGCAUAAGAACUUGGUUGCGAAAAAGUUUCACGUCAAGAAGAGCUACAAUCCAUUCUUGCAAGGUGAAAAGCUACCGGUAGCUGCAAAGAAAGGCUUCAACGUCAAUGUUUAAGCGAUCGAGCCACCGUGGCCGACACUCCAUAUCAUGAUAAUCGACCC